GUUUGAAGUACGCUAGGGCCGACUCGGACUAUCAGUAAAAUUACUGCCUCGGGCAUCGGAGGUGCAGCUGUAUCUUUUAUCAAGUCGCUCCCUGGCAGGUACAUACAGUGAACGGAGGAACGCUCUAUCGCGACCGCAGCAAGAGGCUGUGUUUAAACUCGAACUAACUCCAAUGAUGGUAUCCCAGUGUUUGCGCCGCCACCCUGAUGGGUUCACAACUCAUUCAUAAGGCCCACAACGUAUGUGUGAAACACAUUUUUUGACCUCUAGAUGGAGUAUUCGACCGAUGAUCUCGCAGCAGCGAGGAGCUUGCAGCUCGCUACGUACAUCCAUAUGUCGAUGGCUACAUUCUGGUGGACAUUUUUACUUCAAUCACGCUGGGGCAAGAUGAAAACCCUCUAUAUCGUCACACGAUACCUCCCCUUCAUCUUUCUCGCCACGGAUCUAUAUCUGUAUUGUACCCCGAAUGAGAACCCAAGUAAAUGCCGGGUGUUGGAAAAUACUGAAUCAGGUCUGGGAAUAGUAUUAGUCAUUGUAUCUGAAAUUUUCUUUAUCCUCAGAACAUAUGUGCUCUGGCACAAGAAUAUAAUCUUACUUGUGGCCAUGCUGUCCACCUUUUUUAUUAUUCUCGCAACAGCCUUCAGCAUUGCCUUCACCACUGGAGUCCCCGCAGCAUAUACGACUAGCGGGGUUCCGGGCAUCACAGGGUGCUACCAGAGUUCGACCAGUUUCCAGUACUUCAUACCAUUUCUUCUCCUUUCUGUGUUCGAACUGGGACUUAUGGUGCUCACGCUCAUACGCGCCAUACAGAACUGGCGGAUAAACCCAAGCCGUCUGUACGUUGCCUUGGUGAACCAUAACAUAUUCUAUUAUGCAUGCGGUUUCCUGCUCUCGGUAACGAACGUCUUCGCAUCGUUGCUCCUCCAGUACUCCUAUCAGAACAUUUUGUAUGAUUUCGAGUUCAUGACCCUUGCAAUCCUUGCCACACGCAUGCACCUCCAUCUCUGGAAAACGGACCGACGUGGACAGGGCUCUGGCACCCUCAUGCAUAUUCCAAUGUCCGACGCGCCAUCUGUAAAUUCAAUGGCGUGACCUGUGGCUUAUUCGAUGUCGUUCGUGGAGCGGUGCUUGGAUCAUACAAGAUGACUGCUGAGUGAGUUUGGUAGAGUUUGCUACGUACUUCACUUGUAGGAUGAGUCUGUCACGGAGGUGGGAGUAGUAUAU
Molecule: messenger RNA, 1224 nt
Organism: Suillus fuscotomentosus
Lineage: Eukaryota; Fungi; Basidiomycota; Agaricomycetes; Boletales; Suillaceae
Exons: 14
Coding region: 271-1092 (273 amino acids)
Source: RefSeq, a predicted model, not a curated record